AUGGAGGGCUCGCUCGCGCGGGCCCUUUAUAUCCACGCUCGGCCGUGCCGCGUCGGCCGCGACGGGGGUCACAUGCUCAUGGAGGCCCCCGCGGCGCUGGCGGCCGCCGGGCCGUACACCCUCCAGGACAUCGUCGGCCGGAUGGGGCUGGACAUGGAGCCUGGGGCUUGGCAGACCAUCGAUGCGCUGGUAUAUGCGACGAAAGGUCGACGGGUGCGAGGUCGAGUUCAAGCGGUGGUUCCUGUCGGUCAACAGCCAGCACCCCGACCUGGCGGAGGCCAUCAAGAACCACAACGAGCAGGCCGAGGGCACGGAGACGCCCGUCGGUGUCCUGACGCUCACGCGGCCCCCGUUCCCCUGGGAGGUGACGGCGCCGAAGAGCGGGCUCGCUGCAGGACGCACUGGCACUCGGAAGGGGGUGUCCGGCACGGCCACGGACGCGGCGCACCUCCUGGGAUGAGGUGUCGGCCCGACGGUCGCAGGCCGAGGCCGAGGCUCCGACGGCGCGACGUGUCGC
Molecule: messenger RNA, 517 nt
Organism: Prorocentrum cordatum
Lineage: Eukaryota; Dinophyceae; Prorocentrales; Prorocentraceae
Source: the annotation of a GenBank genome assembly